AUGCCGCCCACGCAACUACCAGCGAACGGGAACCCGUUAGUAUUCUUCGACAUCACAAUCGGCGGAGAACCACUCGGCCGAAUAACCUUCGAGCUCUUCAAAGAUGUAGUCCCCAAGACGGCGGAGAAUUUCCGGCAGUUCUGCACAGGGGAGAGUAAGAAUCACUUGGGCAGACCGCAGGGGUAUCGGGGGUGUAAAUUUCAUCGGAUUAUCAAAGACUUCAUGAUCCAAGGCGGCGACUUCCUCUCCGGCGACGGCACAGGCUCCACCUGCAUCUACGGCACCAAAACCUUCGCAGACGAGAACUUCACCAUCAAACACACGCAGCCCGGUCUCCUAUCGAUGGCGAACGCGGGCCCAAACGGGAACGGGAGCCAGUUCUUCAUUACCACCGUAGCGACGCCGUUUCUGGACGGCAAGCAUGUGGUGUUUGGGAAGGUGGUGGACGGCAUGGAUACGGUGCGGAAGAUGGAGGCCACCAAGACGGGGUAUCGGGGGAAGGAUGUGCCGAAUUUGGAUGUGGUUGUUGGGAUGUGUGGGGAGAUGUGA
This is a messenger RNA of Mollisia scopiformis, 549 nucleotides long. RefSeq lists its product as uncharacterized. Gene Ontology annotation, cellular component: intracellular membrane-bounded organelle. Gene Ontology annotation, molecular function: peptidyl-prolyl cis-trans isomerase activity. The transcript is spliced from 4 exons. The record is from RefSeq and is a predicted model, not a curated record. The coding region runs from base 1 to 549 and encodes 182 amino acids. Gene Ontology annotation, biological process: protein folding; protein peptidyl-prolyl isomerization. Lineage: Eukaryota; Fungi; Ascomycota; Leotiomycetes; Helotiales; Mollisiaceae.